This is a messenger RNA of Heterocephalus glaber (naked mole-rat), 1296 nucleotides long. RefSeq names its product olfactory receptor 2B11-like. Gene Ontology annotation, cellular component: membrane. Gene Ontology annotation, biological process: G protein-coupled receptor signaling pathway. NCBI's taxonomy places the organism in Eukaryota, Metazoa, Chordata, Mammalia, Rodentia, Bathyergidae. The record is from RefSeq and is a predicted model, not a curated record. Gene Ontology annotation, molecular function: olfactory receptor activity; G protein-coupled receptor activity.
AUGUUUCCGGCUAAUGUUCAGGAGGAACCCACAUGUGAGAGAGGCAGCCCAGUGCCCAUCCUGGACGUCAGCGCCAGCCGUGAGCUCUCACGGGCAGUGCUUCCCCUCGCGCUCAGGGAAUCUCCAGCUCCAUAUCCAGAACACCUUGGACCUGCUCUGCAGCCAGAGCCAGCACCAGAGAAAGAGCCUCCUCUGGAGACAGGAGAGAAGCAGAAGCCAGCUCCACAGCACUCCUGCCUCUCUGCUGCUACUGACAAGGACAGGUCCUUGCAGAAGGUGCUCUUAGCCUUCUCUCCCAAGCUGCUGGCAGAGCAGCUGAACUUGAUGGAUGUGUUGAAGACAGUGGCAGUAAUGAAUGAAAGUCUCCCUGCAGAGUUCAUUCUACUGGGCUUUGCUGACCGACCUUGGCUGGAGCUGCCUCUCUUCAUCCUUCUCCUGAUAACCUACCCCAUGGCCAUGAUGGGAAACAUCAUCAUCAUCCUGGUGUCCAAGUUAGAGCCCCGUCUCCACAGCCCCAUGUACUUCUUCCUCAUCAACCUCUCCUUCCUGGAUGUGAGUUACACCACAAGCACUGUCCCUCAGAUGCUCUUUAACCUGGGGAGCUCCAAGAGGACCAUCAGCUAUCUGGGGUGUGCAGUUCAGCUUUAUGUCUUUCAUGUAAUGGGGGCCACAGAGUGUCUGCUCUUGGGCAUCAUGUCCUUUGACCGCUAUAUGGCCAUCUGCAGGCCUCUGCACUAUACCCUCAUCAUGAAUCAGCACCUCUGCCUCCUACUAGCAUCUAUCAUGUGGCUGACUGGGGUGAUAUUAGUAUUCUCAGAGGCCACACUUACACUACAGCUGCCAUUGUGUGGUGUCAAUAAACUGGAUCACUUUUUUUGUGAGAUUUCAGUUCUUAUCAAGACCUCCUGUGGUGAGAAGGAGGCAAAUGAGCUUGCAGUGUCUCUGAUAUCCACAUUUUUAUUAGCUUUUCCUCUGUGUUUAAUUCUUUUUUCUUAUGGUAGUAUAGGACAUACUGUACUUAAGAUUAAGUCUUCUGGAGGGAGUAAAAAGGCCUUGGGGACAUGUUCCUCCCAUCUCAUUGUAGUUUCAUUAUUUUAUGGUCCGGCCAUCAUCCUGUAUCUUCAGCCCCCCUCCUCCAUCUCCAGGGACCAGCCCAAGUUCAUGGCUCUCUUCUAUGGAGUGAUGACUCCUACCCUCAACCCCUUUAUCUAUACCCUGAGGAAUAAGGAUGUGAAGAGGGCAUUAACCAAGCUGUUGAAAAGGGCUGGAAGUUCGAAGUUUUCACUUGGAACUUGA